GCCCAUUUCCCUCACAUGCCAUCAUCACCUUCAAAACCCAGAAUCAAACCAAGUAUAUAUACAACACCAAUGGAAGUUGAAGUUGGAAGCAACACUAGUGCGCAUAAGAUUGGUUUCUCUCCAUGGUGGUCAGGGUUGAGCUCUUUGGUUGAGAGGAUGAAGGAGAUGGCGGUGGGGUUGUCGAAGAAGGUAAAGAAGAUCGUGAAGGACGAUCCGAGGAGGGUAGCGCACUGUUUUAAAGUUGGUUUGGCGCUCACGAUCGUGUCGAUCUUCUACUAUGUGACGCCGCUCUACGAAGGCUUAGGAGUGUCGACCAUGUGGGCCGUGCUCACCGUCGUUGUUGUCAUGGAAUACACCGUCGGUGGAACACUAAGCAAGGGGCUAAACAGAGCAUUCGCCACCCUACUCGCGGGCUCACUCGGCGUCGGCGCUCAUCAAAUCGCCGUUCUCUGCGGCGACAAAGGCGAGCCCAUACUCCUUGGCCUCUUCGUCUUCACCAUAGCUGCGGGGGCUACAUUCUCACGAUUCAUACCCGAGAUAAAGGCACGAUACGAUUACGGCGUGACGAUAUUUAUACUCACGUUUAGUCUCGUGGCCGUGUCGAGCUACCGAGUUGAGGAAUUGAUACAAAUGGCGCAUCAGAGGGUUUCGACCAUCGCCAUCGGCGUCGCCACAUGUCUCGGCACCACAGUUUUCGUGUUCCCUGUGUGGGCCGGAGAGGAUCUCCAUAAGCAAGUGGCAAACAACUUGGACAAGCUUGCCACCUUCCUCGAAGGAUUGGAAGCAGAAUGCUUCGGAGAAAAGGCUAGGUGCGAAAAUUUGGAGUCCAAAUCCUUCUUCCAAGUUUACAAAAGCGUCCUCAAUUCGAAGCCCAGCGAGGAUUCUUUGUUUAAUUUUGCAAAGUGGGAGCCUGGUCAUGGGCAAUUCGGAUUCCGUCACCCGUGGAAGCAAUACCAAAAGCUCGGAGCUCUCUCUCGUCAAUGCGCUUCUGCCAUGGACACACUUUCCUCCUACAUCACCACCUUUCCAAAAUCACAGGCGACAGCAACGGAUGUGGAGCUCCGCUUGCAGAUCCGAGCAGCGUGUGCGGAGAUGAGCUCCGAAUCCGCCAAGGCGCUGCGGGAGCUCUCCUCGGCGAUCCGUACCAUGACAGCGCCGGCCUCCGCUAAUCGCCACGUGGCAGCAUCCCUAGAGGCGGCGGCGAAUCUACGGAGCGCUCUGUCGGAGGACGUGGCCCUGUCCGAGAUCGUCCACCUGGCGAUGAUUUCGUCCCUCCUCGCCGAGUUGGUGUUGCGCACGGCCGGAAUCGCCGGUUCGGUCGAGGAGCUGGCGCGGCUCGCCGGUCCACCGUUAAACCGGUGGACGUUGGGGAAAAACCGGCUCAAGUGGCUAUUAAUGUUGAGGACUAAGGACUAAUAAAAGAAGCUAUAUAGUUUGAGAACUUACUUUUCCUAUAAAAAAGGAGCACUAUUAAUUUAAUUAUUAGUAUUAUGGAGGAACCACCGACUAAACGACUAAAUGUCUGGAAAUAGAAAAUACCGCAUGUAUAAUUAAUGUGGGUACGUACACUGGAGUUGUGCACAUAAAUGAUACUUAUGAAACUUUUGUAUGUUAAAGAAAUUAUUUUUUUGUGGAUUCAUGA
This is a messenger RNA of Ananas comosus (pineapple), 1642 nucleotides long. RefSeq names its product aluminum-activated malate transporter 1-like. Gene Ontology annotation, cellular component: plant-type vacuole membrane. The record is from RefSeq and is a predicted model, not a curated record. Gene Ontology annotation, biological process: malate transport. Bases 16 to 1416 code for a protein of 466 amino acids. Lineage: Eukaryota; Viridiplantae; Streptophyta; Magnoliopsida; Poales; Bromeliaceae. The transcript is spliced from 7 exons.